This is a messenger RNA of Schistosoma curassoni, 714 nucleotides long. NCBI's taxonomy places the organism in Eukaryota, Metazoa, Platyhelminthes, Trematoda, Strigeidida, Schistosomatidae. The record is from the annotation of a GenBank genome assembly.
CUCACGAUGAAAGCCGAGAUUCUUUAGAAGUCACGAGACCGAUGCUUCUUCUAACAACCAGAGCAACAAUUUUUAUAGGUACAUGGAACAUCCGGACAAUGUGGUAGACCGGGAAGACCAGUCAAAUAGCAACGGAAAUGAGGAGAUACAACUUGGCAGUACUAAGAAUCAGCGAAACCCAUUGGACCCAAGCUGGACAACAAAGGCUAGAUACGGGAGAGAUGCUGCUAUACUCCGGUCACGAGGAGGAAAAUGCUCCACACACUCAGGGAGUUGCUCUAAUGCUGUCCAAAGUAGCACGAAAUGCACUUGUGGGAUGGGAAUCUCAUGGAUCCAGAAUCAUCAAAGCAUCAUUCAAAACAAAGGAGGGGAUCACAAUGAAUAUCAUCCAGUGUUAUGCAUCCACAAAUGAUAGCAACGACGACAGUAAGAAUCAGUUUUAUGAGAGGCUGCAACCGAUCAUAGAGAAGUGUCCAAGAAAGGAUCUCACCAUCCUCAUGGGAGACCUAAACGCCAAAACUGGAAUGGACAAUACUAGAUAUGAUGAUAUGGCACGGCAUAGACAGAAUGGGAAAGUUGAACGAGAAUGGUGACAGAUUGAUACAUUUGUGUGCAUUGAACAAAUUGAUUAUAGGUGACACAAUAUUCCCACACAAAAGUAUACGCAAAGCUACACGGGUCUCACCAGGGUACAACCACAGAGAAACAGAUAAA